AUGCUUCUUCAAAGCGUCUUCGCUCUUGGUCUCGCCACCACCGCUCGUCUUGUCUCAGCAGGACCAUGCGACAUCUACAAAUCCGGCGGAACACCCUGCAUCGCCGCCCAUAGCACCACCCGUGCCCUCUUCGACAGCUACAACAGCGCCCUCUACCAGAUCAAGCGUGCCUCAGACGGCGCCCUCACCGACAUCAAGCCUCUCUCCGCAGGCGGUGUCGCAGCUUCCUCUGCCCAAGACUCUUUCUGCAGUGGCACAACCUGUCUCAUCACCAUCAUCUAUGAUCAGUCCGGUCGAAGCAACCACUUGACCCAGGCUCCUCCUGGUGGCUUCAAGGGCCCUGAGGCGAAUGGCUAUGAUAACCUUGCCGCUGCUGAUGGUGCACCUGUUACUUUGAACGGCAAGAAAGCCUACGGUGUAUUUAUUUCCCCGGGCACUGGCUACCGUAACAACCAUGUUAGUGGUUCCGCUACGGGUGAUGAACCCGAGGGUCUGUAUGCUGUUCUUGACGGAACGCACUACAACGGCGCCUGCUGCUUCGAUUACGGUAAUGCAGAGACUAGCAGUACUGAUACUGGAAAUGGACACAUGGAAGCUAUUUACUUCGGUGACAGCACCGUCUGGGGAUCAGGUUCCGGCAGUGGACCUUGGAUCAUGGCAGAUCUCGAGAACGGUCUUUUCUCUGGAAAGAAUCCCAAGCAGAAUACUGCUGACCCAACUAUCAACCAUCGCUUCACCAGUGCCGUCGUUAAAGGCAAGCCCGGAACGUGGAGCAUUCGUGGCGGAGAUGCUACCUCGGGUGGACUAUCAACUUUCUACAACGGCGCGUAUCCUGACGGCGGGUAUAGCCCAAUGAAGAAAGAAGGCGCUUUGAUCCUCGGAAUAGGAGGUGAUAAUAGCAAUGGUGCUCAAGGAACUUUCUACGAAGGAAUUGUUACUUCAGGAUACCCAUCCGAUGCGACUGAGAACGCCGUGCAGGCCAACAUCGUCGCGGCCAAGUACGCCACUACGUCUUUGACAAGUGGAUCCGCUCUUACCGUCGGAUCAUCUAUUUCCCUCAAACUUACUACCUCCGGCUACACAGACCGCUAUCUCGCACACAGCUCCUCCACCGUCAACACCCAAGUCGUCUCCAGCUCCAGCACCACCGCCCUCAAGAAACAAGCAAGCUGGACAGUCCGCACCGGUCUUGCCAACAGCGGCUGUGUCUCUUUCGAGUCUAACGAUACUCCUGGAAGCUACAUCCGACACUCUGGCUUCACCUUGUAUGUGAACAAGGGUGACGGAAGCAAGUCGUUCAAUGAGGAUGCUACGUUCUGUCCCCAGAAGGGUUUGAGUGGACAGGGAAGUUCGAUUCGAUCGUGGAAUUAUCCUACGAGGUAUAUUCGUCAUUAUAACAAUGUUGGGUAUGCUGCCUCGAACGGUGGUGUUCAUGACUUUGAUGCUGCCAAUAGUUUCGUCGAUGAUGUUACCUUUGUUGUUGCCCAAGGCUUUGCCUAG
Molecule: messenger RNA, 1500 nt
Organism: Fusarium redolens
Lineage: Eukaryota; Fungi; Ascomycota; Sordariomycetes; Hypocreales; Nectriaceae
Product: alfa-L-arabinofuranosidase
Exons: 1
Coding region: 1-1500 (499 amino acids)
Biological process (GO): pectin catabolic process; arabinan metabolic process; L-arabinose metabolic process
Molecular function (GO): alpha-L-arabinofuranosidase activity
Source: RefSeq, a predicted model, not a curated record